Staurois parvus is the source of this 341-nucleotide messenger RNA. The record is from the annotation of a GenBank genome assembly. Lineage: Eukaryota; Metazoa; Chordata; Amphibia; Anura; Ranidae.
UCACGCUGCUGCCAGGUCCACAGUGUCUCAUGGGUCCCUGUACCGCCUCCCAUUGCUGCUGUCUCCAUCGCCACACUCUGCCAUGUGCCACUUUCAGGUCUCCUCACACUCCUGCUGGUUUCCAUUUUGUCAUAGGAUGCUGGCAGAUUACGGGCGUCUCCCAUAGCUUCUGCCAGGCCCCUAAUCUGCCAUGGGCCCCUGUACCGCCUCCUCACGCUGCUGCCAGGUCCACAGUGUGUCAUGGGUCCCUGUACGGCCUCCCAUUGCUGCUGUCUCCAUCGCCACACUCUGCCAUGUGCCACUUUCAGGUCUCCUCACACUGCUGGUGGGUUCCAUUUUGU